AUGCCCAUCACAGUAGCGCAGGUGGACUACUUCGAUGUUACAUUGGAUAGAGGUAUGAACGAGCCGUACAUAGGAGGCGAAGUAAUAAAGGGUGUGAUUGACGUUGGUUGUACUCGUGAAGUUCGGAUUGGUGGUCUUCUGGUACGAUUAACGGGUGUAGCAGAAACGGGCUGGCGAAACAAGAACAGCGAUCUUUCCUUCGAAUCUAGGCACAAUUUUAUGGAUGAACUGAUCGAUCUGACCACGUCAAUAGCGGAUCAUUGUACGGACGAGUUCUGUCUGUUGGAAGGCAGGCAUUCAGUAUCUUUUGAAGCACGUCUACCUAUGGAUGUUCUCUCUUCUGUUGGGCGACGACCUGUGGUGAAAGCUAAGCUCGCCGUGGCAUGGCUGCUUAGUUUGGGGAAAAGUCUCUUUGCCACUCCAGCAUAUUCACUGCCUCAGUACCCUGCACACUGGGCCCUGCCGUCUCAGACGUCGGACGGUAUGGCGACCGGUGAGAGGCGAUCAAAUCUCAGGUUGCUCAGGACGUCAUUGAUUCUGGACCAAGGCGACACACGCACGACUCGCCAUGGAGACUGUCUCAGACUGUGUACUUACAACGCGAGAACAGUUUCCACAGACGCCGACCUGCAUGCCCUUCUCGGAGCUGCAGAGCGUAUCAAAUUUCACGUGAUUGCCCUGCAGGAGACCAAGUGCAGAAGGAGCGACGUACGACAGAUGAAUGACGGUACACUCGUCAUUCGUGGAGAGAAGGUUCCGUCGCGAAAUGUAGGCGGUGUUGGUUUCGUUGUGCACCCAUCUGUCGUCCAUCUCGUCGAUUCUCACGAGAUCCUGUCACCUCGUCUGGCCAUUCUUCGCCUCCGCCCUCUGCGCCAAAAAUCCAUCAGUAUCAUCAACUGCUAUUCACCAACAUCAGCAGCUGAUGAUUCCGAAUUGGACGCGUUUUACGAGGAGCUGGAGGAAGUAGUCCACAACGAGAAGUCCUUUUACAAAUUCGUUGUCGGAGACUUCAACGCAAAACUAGGAAAGGCCACAAAAGAGGAAUACAGGAUUGGAAGAUUUGGACUAGGGGACCGGAAUGAAAAUGGCAAUCGUCUCGCCGGGCUGUUGUCCGCCGCUCGCCUCUUUCAUGGGAACUCUCUUUUCAUGAAAAAAGAUCAUCGUCGGUGGACAUGGGAAUCGCCCAAUGGCGCGACUCGUACGGAGAUCGACCACAUACUCACCAACCGGAGGUGGUGUCUACUUGACGUCUCAGUAGUACCAUCCUUUUGUAGUGGUUCUGAUCACCGUCUCCUUCGUGCGAAAAUACGACCUAGCCACACGAUGGAAAAGAACAUCUGCUAUCGGCAACGAAGGAGAAAAGAAGUCGUCUACGACGAUUGCGUACUCGAGGACUCCCUGUCCCAAGGUGACUGGCACAUCGAGGAGGACCCAAACGUGGACUACGAGAUGCUGCUCAGAGGAUUACGAGCCUGUGCUGAACGUGCCUCGAAGUCGCGCACGACAAACUUGGAUCGAAUUUCGAAGACCACCAAGGAAUUGUUAGGAAGAAGAAGGGCUUUGAGGCUUGAUCCGAAUGCAUCGCACAUUGAGCGGUUAGUAGCAAACACUAGCUGCAGAAAAGCGUUGCAGGAGGAUCUUUUGAAGUACAGGCAGAAGAAGAUUCUAGAAGCAGCACAAAGAAGAACGAGUCUAAAGAAGUGCCGCAGGGAUCUCCGCGAAUAUAAUAUUCCGCUAGCAACCUUGCUCAGCGAAGACGGGACUCGCACGUCUUCUCGUCGUGAGAUGGAAAUCAUUACGGAGAGGUUCUACUCGAACCUUUUCCGUUCAUCAACUCCUGUGUCAAGCCCAAUCAUCCCCACUGGCGAAGCUCCACCACGGAUUCUCCCUUCGGAAGUACGAGUCGCUAUCAAGAGCAUGAAACCUGGCACAGCCCCCGGACCUGAUUUUAUUUCAGCAGACUUUCUUCGGGCUGGUGGCCAUCCGCUUCAUGUAAUCUUAGCAGCGCACAUGACAUCCUAUCUUCAGAAAGAAAGGAUCCCAGACCAGUGGAAGACCUCGCGAACCGUUCUUAUCCAUAAGAAAGGUGACCGAGAGGACCUUCGGAACUACCGUCCGAUAUGCUUGCUGAGCGUGUUAUACAAAGUAUUCACCAAAAUCAUCCUCACACGCAUAUCUAGGACGCUGGAUGAAGCCCAGCCUCAAGAACAAGCUGGAUUCCGCCAAGGGUUCAGCUGCUUGGACCACAUCCAGACCGUGUCGAGGGUCAUAGAGGUUUGCCGGGAAUACCGCCUGCCCCUUGUUCUAACCUUCGUCGACUAUGAGAAAGCCUUUGACAGCGUAGAAACGAAUGCAAUACUGUCAGCGCUGGUCGAUCAAGGUGUGGACGCGUCGUAUGUGAGGACAUUAGCCAACUGCUACGAACGAUGCACGACUAGGAUACAGCUUUUCCACCGCCCUCUCACCAUACCCAUUGGAAAGGGGGUACGACAAGGCGAUACCAUAUCGCCGAAGCUGUUCACGGCUGCAUUGCAAUGGAUAAUGAAAUCACUAUCCUGGGAAGAAAGGGGCAUACGUGUUGAUGGAAGAUUUCUUUCGAACCUUCGUUUCGCGGACGACAUCGUUCUCUUUUCGAGCAGUACCAAUGAAGCAGAAACGAUGCUCAACGAAUUGAACGAAGCAGGGAAGAGAAUAGGACUACGAAUAAACAGAAAGAAGACACAGUUCAUGAAGAACGCGCACUGUGAGGACGGAGGAGUACAACUUGAAGGCUCCCAAAUCGUGGAAACUCCGUCAUACGUAUACCUCGGACGUUCUAUGAACAUGGAAAACGACUUGAAGGAAGAACUGAAUAGAAGAAUGAGAGCAGCAUGGGCAGCAUUCGCAGCCGUCAGGGAAGCUACGGACCAACUGACGGACCAUGAUCUUCGUGCCCAUCUGUUCGACUCGACAGUCCUUCCAGCGCUCUGUUACGCAGCGGAGAUGUGGGCAGACACCGCGGCCACGUCUAGGAAGCUACUUACUACCCACAGAGCCCUUGAGAGAUGUCUCCUGAAGUUUAACCGGCGCACACAACACCUUGCCGGUCUUCGUAGCUCCGACUUAAGAGGAAUGUCCCGUCUUCGCGACCCAGCGGAAUAUGUAUCGAAAGCAAAACAUAGAUGGGCCGGUCACAUCAUGAGAAGAAUCGACGAUAGAUGGACUAAAAGAACGCUAGAGUGGAUCCCAAGGGACGCUAAACGCCCCCGAGGGAGACCGCCAACGAGAUGGAGUGACGUGUUCGCUGCACGGAUGGACCAGCUGAGAGCUCAGCUGGAUACGGCUCAAGGACCUCGUCAACGUCACUCACGAAGCUUGAGAACAUCUUGGAUGACAAUGGCGAGGGAACGAAAUGAGUGGAAGAGAUGCUGGGGCCCGCACAUAGAUCGUGAUAAUUAUGGUUCGGUUCGUUACACGUGCACUGCUCUGAUGGCAAUCCCUGAAGAUGGAGAUACGGAGAUGGUGGCAGAGAAGACUUUCAAAGUCUAUCCAUACCUCAAUCUUGAUGCACCAUAUAUGCGUGACUCCGCGGCGACAACAGAAGAAGAGCUUAUCACCGGCUGUUGUGGUCGAAGGCGUGGAUCAAUCGUGGCAUCCAUGAAGGUCCAGGAAGUAGGGCUUUUGCCAGGGGAGACGACUAGAAUCACCCUCACUGUGGAAGACCGAACACGAGGAAAGCGAUGGCAACGCAAGAAGGGACAGCAUGAAUGCGUGUUAAUAUCACUUUGUCAACAGCUUGACUUCGUAUCCACGAAUCGAUAUGAAACGCAUUUGGUGGAUAAGAAGAGCGUAACCAUUGCCGUAGAGUCUCAUGGCACUUGUAAAGCUCGACCUGGUUCCGGUCCCGAAACCAAAGAGAUAGAGUUUUCUGUGCCCUCCGAUUUACCGCCAACGUCGAUACAUGCAGAUAGACUGGUCACAAUAAGCUACUUUUUCAAAUUAGAUCUUGACCAGUUCGACAUCAUCGUUCCUGUGAUCAUAGGCACAUCCAAAACGCCAGGAAAAAUCGAUUAA
Molecule: messenger RNA, 4053 nt
Organism: Necator americanus (New World hookworm)
Lineage: Eukaryota; Metazoa; Nematoda; Chromadorea; Rhabditida; Ancylostomatidae
Exons: 11
Coding region: 1-4053 (1350 amino acids)
Molecular function (GO): catalytic activity
Source: RefSeq, a predicted model, not a curated record